Drosophila takahashii is the source of this 2130-nucleotide messenger RNA. RefSeq names its product cAMP-dependent protein kinase type II regulatory subunit (gene Pka-R2). The record is from RefSeq and is a predicted model, not a curated record. Gene Ontology annotation, biological process: negative regulation of cAMP-dependent protein kinase activity. Gene Ontology annotation, cellular component: cAMP-dependent protein kinase complex. NCBI's taxonomy places the organism in Eukaryota, Metazoa, Arthropoda, Insecta, Diptera, Drosophilidae. Gene Ontology annotation, molecular function: protein kinase A catalytic subunit binding; cAMP-dependent protein kinase inhibitor activity; cAMP binding.
UAGCAUGAAAAAUCAAAAUUGUUAAAAUCUCGGUAAAUACGCUUUAUCAAUCAAAAUGUAAUAACAGAUUUUUCGUAAAAACUUCAAAGUCCUCGCUUAAAGAAACAACAACAAUAGUAAGAAAAACCCACCAACAGCCAAAAAUAAAAGUAAAAAAAUAAGAAAAAUCAACGAAAGUAACAAAUUACAUUUGGUUUUAGCCAUAAAGAGCGAAAGCGAAGCAAAGGAAAAGGCCGAGAAGAAAUAAUAAAGGAGAAAGGGGAGUAGCAGGUGAAACAGGUGGACGCAGGAGAUUCACCACCCAAAAAAAAAACAUCAUCGCCAGCAGGUGACAGCCGAAAGCAGAAAGUCAGCACAAAUAUGUCAAGCGAUUCGAGUCGAAGGAUCCAGGUACCCGAGGAGCUGAAGGAGGUGCUGCUGCAGUUCUCGAUCUCGUUCCUGGUGGAACAGCCCCCGGAUGUGAUCGAUUAUGCCGUGGAAUACUUCACCAAACUCCAGGCCGAACGUCCAAGCGUCUCUCACACGGAUCAAAGUACCGAUGACCAACUGAGCGUCAACUCACAAGAUGCCGAUGAACCACCAAUGAUGGCCAGCUCGCGCCGCAAAUCAGUUUUCGCCGAGGCCUACGAUCCGGAGGCGGAUGACGACGAUGAUGGUGCCACUGCCGUGUUCCCCAAGACAGAUGAGCAGCGGGCUCGGCUGGUGGAGUCGGUGAAGAACGUCCUCCUGUUCCGAUCCCUCGAAAAAGAGCAGAUGAACCAAGUCCUGGAUGCGAUGUUUGAGCGGAAGGUUCAGCCGGGCGACUAUAUCAUCCGCCAGGGUGACGACGGCGAUAACUUUUAUGUUAUUGAAUCAGGCGUCUACAAAGUCUUUAUUAAUGACAAGCACAUUAACACCUACAAUCACACUGGACUCUUCGGUGAAUUAGCGCUGCUCUACAAUAUGCCCAGAGCGGCCACCGUGCAGGCGGAAACGAGUGGUCUACUUUGGGCCAUGGAUCGCCAGACCUUCCGCCGCAUCCUGUUGAAGUCGGCCUUCAGGAAGCGGAAAAUGUACGAGGAGCUGUUGAACAGCGUGCCCAUGCUGAAGGCCUUGCAGAACUACGAACGCAUGAAUCUGGCGGAUGCUUUGGUUUCAAAGAGCUACGACAAUGGCGAACGCAUCAUCAAGCAGGGUGACGCCGCCGACGGCAUGUACUUCAUCGAGGAGGGCACCGUGUCCGUGCGCAUGGACCAGGAUGACGCCGAGGUGGAGAUCUCGCAGCUGGGCAAGGGCCAGUACUUCGGCGAGCUGGCGCUGGUGACACAUCGACCCCGGGCUGCCUCCGUCUACGCCACGGGCGGCGUCGUCAAGCUAGCAUUCCUCGAUGUCAAGGCAUUUGAGCGAUUGCUGGGCCCCUGCAUGGAUAUUAUGAAGCGCAACAUUGACGACUACGAGUCACAGUUGGUGAAGAUAUUUGGGAGCAAAAACAAUAUCACCGAUACACGAUAAAAAGUCUGAACAACAAACCAACAAAACCACCAUCAACAGCUACAACAAACAGCAACUGAAACUGAAGAAAGGUCACUUGCAGGCUUCUUAGGAUUUUAUUUUGUAAACAUGUUUCUUUCAAAUUGAGCAAUUCGGCAGACAGCAAAAUAACAGCCAAUCACAAUCCACAACAAAGCACAAAUACCAAACAAAAACACAAGGACACAAAAAUCAUCUAAACUUAAUCAUGAAUAUUUGAUAAAUGAAAUUAAUCUAUAAUAGUACGAUAAUAAUAAUGAUGAUGAUGAUAAUGUUGAUCAUUUUGGGGAGAAGCUAAGCAAUGUUUCUAAUCUAAAACAUAAAAGCAAACAAGCGAGUUAAGAAUUGUAUUGUAUGUAUUUAGCAAUUGUAAUUUGUAAUGUAUUUAAUUGGGCAAAAAUGAAUUCAAAUGCAAUCAGCAAGGAGAAACAACAAACGAUUGGCUCAACGGGAAUGUUAAAAAUACUAAUUUAAGUUUUGUUUAUUCAUAACUUUUUGUUAUCCAUUGAUUUAUUCAUAAUUUAGAAUAUAACGCAAACACUUGUUUAAUUGGCUGCUAAUUAACUGAUAAGCGAAAAGUAAGCAAAAAUAUAUUAAAUAAGAGCAAAUUGAACACACACA